Molecule: messenger RNA, 1161 nt
Organism: Macrosiphum euphorbiae (potato aphid)
Lineage: Eukaryota; Metazoa; Arthropoda; Insecta; Hemiptera; Aphididae
Source: the annotation of a GenBank genome assembly
AUGUUUGGCUUACAACAUUUUGGAAUGAUAUCGUUCGACUCAAAUAACGAUAACGGCAUAUUUCAAAUUGCAUACUCUGUUUUUUUGUUUACCACCGGCAUAUCUCUUAUUGUCGGGUUUCCUUUGGUAAACGAUAAGUUCGACGACUGGUCAAAGGCGUUCUCCAUGUCUUUGACGGCGGUAACGUGUAGCUCUGGGAUCAUAACUUCAUUGAUAUCAAGAAUGGUCGUUAUAUACAACGUCAAGUUUAAAUAUCAAAAGUAUAAGACGACAUUAGAGGGAUUCGAGAUUUACAUACCAAUGAACUCCGUCGCCUCGAAACACAUCAAGUAUUUUUCUUUCUCCGUGAUUUUCUUGUGCAUGAGUCUUAUUAUACCCUCAAAUGCCCUAAGGUUGAUUUACAUAUUUAAUAAUCACGUUAAUCCCUUUUUAAUGACGACAUUUUUUGGUUUAUAUUACUGUCACAACCUGAGCAUGGUGUGCACUGAAUUGCAUUUCGCAAUCCAGUGUUUUGUGGUGUACACGAAGUUUCGAGAUAUAAACGAGAAGUUAAUUAAAAUAAACGAUGAAAAGAAAAACUACAACUACAAUGUACGAUAUUCGUUAACUGGAAGCCAAGUGGUGACUCCGAGGAGUAGUGACGAAACGUCAUCGGCCCGUGUGAUCAUAUAUGAAAAAGAUUUUUACUGUCCAAAGGACAAAAGUUUCCCAUUGGCGAAUACUUUAGAGCUGUUUAGAAUUGGACACUGGCUAUCCAGAGAAGCUAUCAAUGACAUUAAAUAUUUAUUUGGCUUUCAAAUGGGCAUGUCUAUCUUAAUUGUAGCCAUUACGUCAUUAUUCGACAUAUAUACGGAAUUAUUUUAUUCGUACACAAGCAGUUCGUUUAGUCAACCAGUAAUCCGAACAAGAAUUCUAUUCAUUUUGUGGAUACUACAAUACUCCAUAAGGCUUGGCCUUAUAAUUAUCACAGCACACACUACAGUACAGCAGGCGGUUAAAACCAAAACGUUAAUUACGGAAAUGAACAAUCGACACACAGAUAGUAAUACGAAAGAAGAGCUACAAUUAUUUUAUAAUCAAUUAUCUAUCUGUUCACCGGAAUUCACCAUUUUCGACAUUUUGACCUUAAACAAUAGUCUCAUAACUUCGGUAAGUAAUUAG